UUGGACCAUGAUGCAAGUAUCAUUAUAGCCUGUAACAUGGGCUACUCUACUGGUAACAGCAUUCUAACAGAGCUCUUGUGUGAUAAUGGGACCCUGUCUGCACCUGUUCCUGUCUGUUAUGAAAACUGUGACAUAGAUGCAAUUCCUUUCUCAAAUCAAACAAUGGCUGAUUCUUUGGACCGUGAUGCAAGUAUUGUUAUAGCCUGUAACACGGGCUACUCUACCGGAAUGAGCAUUCUAACAGAGCUCACGUGCGAUAACGGGACACUUUCUGCACCUCUUCCUGUCUGUUAUGAAAACUGUGACAUAGAGGCAAUUCCUUUUUCAAAUCAAACAAUGGCUGAUUCUUUGGACCAUGAUUCAAGUAUUGUUAUAGCCUGUAACAUGGGCUACUCUGCCGGUAUGGACAAUCUAACAGAGGUCAUUUGUUAUAACGGGACCCUUUCUACACCUAUUUCUGUCUGUUAUGAUAUCAACGAAUGUACAUCGGGCAUCGAUGGCUGUGACGUAAACGCCCGGUGUGUGAACAACAUAGGAAGUUAUACCUGUGAAUGCCAAGAUGGAUAUGAUGGCAAUGGACUUUCUUGCAAUGAGCGUAUUUACAUCGAUUAUGGAUCCGGGUUUGACCGGUCACUAGAAUAUGUUCAAUCCAGCGAUCUAGCGUGGUUUACUGUAAGACUGGAUACAGGGUUUCCUAUCAGCUAUGGUCAACUAUACACCUACAUAAGUUGUACAUCAACGGGCAUGAUUCAUUUUUCGAACUACUAUCCACAUAGCUAUAACCUGUACAAGUACAUCAACCCGUCCUUAUAUAACCUUUAUGAUAUCUACCGCGAUCCAUCUAUUGCGGUAUUCGGUUCACCGGUCGACCUUUACCGCGGCAAUCCAAGGAUCUAUUAUCAGGUAUACGACAUCAACAGAGGAUAUGAAAAUUCAGCUGCUCUACUUGCAGCGAUACAAGAAAGACUGUAUGCAUCUUUGUCCCUUCCGGCAGGGUUAGAGUCCUUCCGGUUCAUCAAUGGAAUCAACUUCAUUUGCAAGGUCACGUGGGAAAAUUUGCAACCUCAGGGGUCGGUGCCAGGACAGGAGACUGUAACCUACCAAGCUGUUCUCUUCACUGACGGAAGAAGAAGUGGUGUACUGACAAUGUACCAGCGAGGCAGUUUCAACUGGAAUCCGAUCUCUAAGUCAGUACCGGCUAGAAUCGGUGUCAGCACCAGGCAUAAUUGGUAUAACGCCUAUGAAGGAAACUCUCUAGCUGUAAUGUAUGAAAGCUAUCGUCCUGAUCUUAGAGUUGGCAACACUGGUCUGCUGGGCCGAGACAUCUACCGUCUUGAUUCGAACCCUGACUGGUACAUCAACCCACGCCGAUACUGUCAAGAUUGGUACAGCGAUGAUCUGAGCAGGCCAUCCUGGGCACCGUGGGCAGAGCCGUGUCCCUGUACUCGCUGGCAGGCCCAGAUUGAUGGAAGGUUUACUCGCUGCAACUACCCAAUCUACGGCUACGGUUAUGGCUACGGGUAUGGCUACGGUUAUGGCUACGGGUAUGGCUACGGUUAUGGCUACGGAUACGGUUACGGCUCUGCGGGACUUCCUAGUUAUUAUUUCGACAGAAGAGCGACUACCUGUUAUCAGCCUCGAUGGCCCAGAUUUGGAGGUGGAUACAGAUGUACCUAUGAGUUCUCUGCUUUGAUCAGGGGCUAUAGAAGUCUUUGGCGGUCCAGCCACUACCAAGCAGUCAUGCCACCGAACGCUAGAUUCUUCUCAUUCUUCUAUUACUCCCUUAGUUACUAUUAUGCAUGGAUUGAGAGAGAUGUCUUACCCCGUUUCUACUGCUGUGGACUUGCUGGUGGAAAUUUCUGUAGUCUUUACGAGCGACGUCGUCCACGUGCUCACUGCUUUGGUUACAGACGACCAUGGUUGGGAUGGUUUUGGGGUGACCCGCAUAUCAAUACUCUCGAUGGGAGGAAAUACACCUUCAACGGCCUGGGUGAAUACAUUACGUUAUCUUACAGUCACGGUGAUCCAUUCGUUUUACAAUCAAGAACUGGCAAGGCUUUUAACAACAGUGAACCCGUUGAACACGGAACGGUCUUCAUUGGGUUCGCUGCUACACAAGAUAUCACAAAGGUCGAGUUCCAGCUGAACGACAACAGGACAGAAAUGAGUAUUCUCGUUAAUGGUUCCUCCAUUAAUAUGACAGACUUCCUAAAUGAUGGAUAUGACUCGCAGGAUCCGACUUUCAUCUUAUCCUCGGAUAAUGAGACCGAAUCAGAGGAUGAGAUCAAGGCCACAGCUCUCUUUCAACCAGAAGGCUAUUCGAGUACGUCCUUCACAGUGACCUUUAAGAAUGGGAUCUUGGAUAUAAGCGUCAUGGUUCCGCCUGAGUAUUCUGAGAACGCAACAGGGAGGGGUCUGCUUGGUAAUGUCAAUGGAAAUAAAUCGGAUGAUUUUCUUUUACGGAAUGGAACGUUACUUACCGAUCAACCCGGGAGAAAUUUAACAGAAGAAGAAAUAUUCCAAUUUGGACAAUCAUGGAUGAUUACGGAGAACGAGUCGCUGUUUGAAUACGGUGAUAGGGACUGGAGUUACUAUAACCCAAGUAACUACACACCAAUGUUCUUAGACGCCCUGCUCGCCCUCGACCCAGACAGGACCAGUAAGGCCCGGCAGACUUGCGGGGAUGACGAAGCAUGCCUCUUCGACUUCCUCGCCGUCAACCCCGAAUUGGGAAUGCAGACGAUGGACACCGGUAACCAACUUGACAACGAUCUUCUAAACCUUGAUAACUUCCCUCCGAAUAUAACAAGUGUGACAGAGCUGACAGAAACAGAUGGACUUCAAGAGGAUAAUGUUCUUUUUGUGCAAGUGGGCGUGAAUAUUACCUUAGAGAUUACUGCACAGGACCCUAACAAUGAUGAUGACGUAUAUUUCACUUUCAACGAUACAACUCCAGAUGGCGCCAAUAUCAGUUCAGAUGGCAUAUUCACCUGGACACCCACUGACCUGAACGUCUCCUCCAUCGAGAUCAUCGCCAUGGACAACCGAGGCGCGGAGACCUCUUUGUCGUACAAGGUCCUCAUCUGCCACUGCGAGAACGAUGGAGAGUGUGACUUCGAGAGCCAGGCCGAGGGACAGGACCUCAAUGCUAAUGGCUUUGCUGUGGUCACGUGCAACUGCACUGACGGAUGGUCAGGUGAGCACUGUGACGUAGACUACGAUGCAUGUGAGGGUAGCGGGCCUUGUCAUGAGGGGGUUAUCUGCUACGAUGAGCCCCCGUCCUCAGAGGAAGAAUACAGAUGCGGGCCAUGCCCUCCUCAACUAACAGGAGACGGGAGUAAUUGCUUCGACUUCAACGAAUGUGCUGAAAAUGACACCAACGAAUGUGACCAGAUUUGUGAAAAUGAAUUGGGUUCCUACACAUGCUCUUGUGAACCGGGCUACAGGCUUGGCCUUGAUCAACGUUCCUGUACUGAGAUAUUCUGUACUGAAGAAUUGAAGAAUUCCACGGGAUCUGAAAACUGUACUUGCGAGCCAGGCUUUGAACUCAUAAAUGGAUCCUGUAUAGAUUUUAAUGAAUGUCUAGCUGCUGUCGACCAGUGCCCGCCUGAUAUAUCUACUUGCAACAACAUACCAGGAGAUUAUAAUUGUACUUGCCAUUCAGGAUACGAAAACAUGUCUCCAAAAGAGUGUCAAGAUAUUGACGAAUGUGAACGUGACUUGGAUAAAUGCAACAGGACUGAAUUCAACUGUGUGAACUUUCUGAGUAACUUCUCAUGCGUGUGCAAGGAUAAUACAACAGAAAUCAAUGGAGUUUGUCUAGGUGCAUUGACGCUGUCAUUCAACGUUCGUUUUUCGUUUAUCAAUGGGCUUAGCACUGUUAGCUACCCGGAGACAAUUGACUCCCAAGAAAAUCAGCAGAAAUUGGCACAAGACGUCUUGCGUUACCUGAACACGUCCUCAAAAUUAAGUGAAGACGAGUUUCAGGCUGUAUCUGUGCAGAACUACAGCUUGGCGGGAAGUUUUCUUCUGAUUUCCUUCCGUGUUGACCUGAAACCCGACUCGUCACUGACCGAAUCUGGUCUGGAAAAUAUUUUCAUGGAACUUCUUCCAAGCUCACGUCUUAUUGAACCAAACCAUAAAGUUAUGCCCGAGGAUAUCAACGAAUGUGAGCUAUCUACGGAUGUGUGUAGUAACGGUAACUGUACAAAUACAGACGGUAGCUAUUUUUGUACCUGUUCUGAAGGUUUCCAACUCGGAAACGGGAAUGCUUCUUGCAUAGAUAUCAAUGAGUGUCUCGGGAAUCAUGAAUGCAACCAAACUUGUAUCAACUCACGUGGGAAUUACUCGUGUUCUUGCAAUCCUGGAUUUGAGCUUGAUGAUGAUGGUUUUACAUGCAGUGAUACCAAUGAAUGUAAUGCAACAGACGCGUGUAGUAAUGGGAACUGUACAAAUACAUAUGGUAGCUACUAUUGCACUUGUGAUGACGGUUUCACUGGAACUGGAAAUGACUCUUGUAUAGAAAUCGAUGAGUGUGAAUCGAAUCCUUGCCAAAAUGGAGCGACUUGCAUAGACUGGGUCAACAUGUAUAGCUGUACCUGCGCACCUGGUUAUACUGGAACUAAUUGCUCAAUGGAAAUAACCACGCCAACAACCACCACCACCACAGAGGGCACUCCAUUUACAACUACCAUACAACCCGGCGCAACUCUCACAGAAGAUACUAGUCCUACUGAUUUGACUAGUUCUGAUUCUACCACUCAUCCAACAACAAUCACUUCAACUGAAAUAACUACACCCACUGCUGCCACCAACACAGAGAGCACAUCACCUACAACUACCACACAACCCAGUACUGCAGAAGAUACUAGUCCUACUGAUUUAACUACUUCUGAUUCAUCCACUCUUCCAACAAUGAUCACCUCAACUGAAAUGUUCGUAAGCAUCAUAAGGAUUGAAAUCACAGCCAACAGACGAAAUGGUGUACUGCUUGUAUUCACAGAAGAACUUAAUGAUCGGUCUACGGCCGCUUUUAUGGCUUUGGAAGAUGUCUUUUGUGGUGCGGUUUCAACGUAUUUGAAUGUAAGCUUGAAUUCAGCUCAGCUCAUCAGUAUCACAUGUGAGGUAGUCUCUUUCCAAAAUGGUAGUGUGAUUGGUGAUCUUCGAAUCGGUCUCGCAGCACCAUCUCAGGAUUCCGCUGAUAGUCUUGCUCAAUCAGCCACUGACCUAUCACCUGCCAAUGAGACAUUACCCUUUCUCGACGAUUCUCUUUACGUCGAAGAGCUAGCCAUAGACAAAAUGACCACGCCCACAACCACCACCACCCCCACCACAGAGGGCCAACCACCUACAAGUGCCAUAAAACCCAGCACAACUAUUACGGAAGAUACUAGGCCUACUGAUUUGACUAGUUCUUCAACUGAAAUAACUACGCCCACUGCUGCCACCAACACAGAGGGCACACCACCUACAACUACCACACAACCCAGUACAAUUAUUACAGAAGAUACUAGUCCUACUGAUUUAACUACUUCUGACUCUACCACUCUUACAACAACGAUCACCUCAACUGAAACAUUCGUGAGCUUCAUAAGAAUUAAGAUCACAGCCAACAGACAAAAUGGUGUACUGCUUGUAUUCACCGAAGAACUUAACGAUCGGUCUACGGCCGCUUUUAUGGCUUUGGAAGAUGUCUUUUGUGGUGCGGUUUCAACGUAUUUGAAUGUAAGCUUGAAUUCAGCUCAGCUCAUCAGUAUCACAUGUGAGGUAGUCUCUUUCCGAAAUGGUAGUGUGGUUGGUGAUCUUCGAAUCGGUCUCGCAGCACCAUCUCAGGAUUCCGCUGAUAGUCUUGCUCAAUCAGCCACUGACCUAUCACUGGCGAAUGACACAUUACCCUAUCUCGGUGGUUCUCUUAACGUCGAAGAGUUAGUCGUAGACAAUACCGAUAGUUGUGAGAACAGCAACCCCUGCAGAAAUGGAGGGAUCUGCACGGAUGAAUUUAACACGUAUAGUUGCGCAUGCCCAGAGGAUUACUCAGGGACAGACUGUUCAUCAUUCUCUGGUAGGACUGGCCUAUCACCUGGUGCUAUUGUUGGAAUCAUACUUGGUGCUAUGUCGGGAGCUCUGUUCUUCGUUAUCUGCGCGUGUUUAAUAAUGGUCCAGACAGUGCGUCGUAAUGAGGCAAAUAGGAUGUUAAUGGGGAUGCAGAAGCAUAGCAACUACCACAUCUCAGAGCACCGGCGUAUAUUCGGCGACCAACAGUCGGAUCAUUCAUUUGAGGAUUACUCG
Molecule: messenger RNA, 6288 nt
Organism: Lytechinus variegatus (green sea urchin)
Lineage: Eukaryota; Metazoa; Echinodermata; Echinoidea; Temnopleuroida; Toxopneustidae
Exons: 40
Biological process (GO): cell-matrix adhesion
Molecular function (GO): calcium ion binding
Source: RefSeq, a predicted model, not a curated record